AAAUCCAGAUCCACAAUUAUAUAUAUAGUCCUCUUGGAACUUCCCUUUGGCUGUAAAUUAGAGGAACCAACCACAAAUGGAGUUGGAGAGAGGCAACAACAACAACAUGGCUAAAGAUGAGAAGCAGGAGAAUAUGGAGGAUUUUCAAAGGAAGAAGAAGAAGCUUGGAGGGUUCAGAACAAUGCCAUUCAUCCUUGGAAAUGAAAUAUGCGACAGAUUUGCGACAACUGGGUUCCAUGCAAACAUGAUAACGUACCUGACACAAGAGCUUAACAUGCCGCUGGUGGCGGCCUCCAACACCCUCACCAACUUCGGUGGGACUGCCAGUUUCACGCCAUUGAUUGGUGCUUUGAUUGCUGACUCCUUUGCAGGCCGCUUUUGGACCAUCAUGGCUGGUUCUAUUAUCUAUGAACUGGGAUUGGUUAGCAUCACCAUAUCAGCAGUAUUGCCAAAGCUUCACCCUCCACCAUGUGCAACUCAAGAGAACUGCAAGGAAUUAAGCUUCAGCAAUGCAGCUUUGGGUCCUCUACAUCUCUCUCCUCCUUACAUCUAUUGGCUCAGGUGGCAUCAAGCCUUGUGUAGUUACCUUUGCUGCAGACCAAUUUGACAUGACCAAAUCAAGUGUAGCUGGCCGAAGCUGGAAUUUGUUUAAUUGGUAUUACUUUAGCAUGGGAAUGGCAACAUUAACUGCCCUAACUGUAGUGGUUUACAUCCAAGAUAAUGUGGGUUGGGGCUGGGGUCUUGGAGUCCCAACCAUAGCCAUGUCCUUGUCAAUCUUAGCCUUUUUGUUUGGUUUCCCUCUUUACAAUAGAUUAAAACCAGGGGGUAGCCCCUUGGUUAGAUUGACUCGGGUGGUUGUUGCAGCCCUGAAAAAGAAGAAACAAGUUGUACCAGAAGAUGCAGGGCUCUUGUAUGAAAAUAGAGAACUCGAUGCUGAUAUUUCUGUGCAUGGA
Molecule: messenger RNA, 953 nt
Organism: Corylus avellana
Lineage: Eukaryota; Viridiplantae; Streptophyta; Magnoliopsida; Fagales; Betulaceae
Source: RefSeq, a predicted model, not a curated record